AUGGCGGAGAUCCAGGAGAUGUGCAAACAGCUGUCCAGUAUCUGCAUGGCGGGCGGCUUUCCUCUCCGGAAGUGGUCAGCCAGCGACUCAGCGGUGAUCUGGGACAUCCCGCCGGAGCACCGGUUGCAGCGCGAGACCCGUGACUGGCGACCACACGAGGCUCACUCCACCUUAGGACUGCAGUGGCACCCCGCCACGGACGAUUUCUCUUUCGCCACCCGGCACAUCGCACUGCCAUCCGUCACCAAGAGAUCUGUGCUGUCUCUGGUGGCGCAGCUAUUCGACCCUCUCGGCUGGCUAGCACCGGUCGUGGUCCGCGCCAAGAUUGCCUUUCAAUCGACUUGGCUUCAAGGACUUGAGUGGGACGCCCCGCUCGACGACACCUCCGCGUCAGCCUGGGUCACCUUUCACGCUCAGAUACCAGUACUCGAGCAAAUCCGAGUGUCCUUACCUCGUUUGGAAUUAAGCGCCGCCGUCCUUCUCUGCCGACUAGCCAAACACGCCUUGGCAAUCCUCGACCUGACUGCGCCACUUCACCUGUGGACGGACUCCACCGUCACGCUGGGCUGGAUCCGCGGCCACCCGUCCAGGUGGCAAACCUACGUCGCGAACCGCGUCUCAGAGAUUCAGAGGACCACUCCGCAGGCUGCGUGGCAUCACGUUCCAGGCCAGGACAACCCAGCCGACUGCGCUUCCCGAGGUCUCUCCCCCAAGGAACUGCAGAGCCAUCCGCUGUGGUGGCAAGGUCCGCCUUGGCUAAGCUUAGACGCCACCGCAUGGCCGACCGCCGUCGGCCACAUCACCGAAGAGCACCUGCCGGAGAAGCGCACCCGAGUCCAUGUCAAAGCCACAGCAGCGCCGAUGAGCGAGGCCGCCGAGCUGGUGCGGUUCUCCUCCCUGAAGAGGCUCCUACGCGUGACAGCCUGGUGUCGGUGGUGGCUGAGAGUAAGGGAGGAUCGGGCCACUGGCACUCAACAGCGCUUCCCCAGUACUCUGUCCACAGAGGAGAUAGAGAGAGCUCGAAAUAAUGAGGAGAAUCAAUUAGUGUAA
Messenger RNA from Camponotus floridanus (Florida carpenter ant), 1050 nucleotides. RefSeq lists its product as uncharacterized. The coding region runs from base 1 to 1050 and encodes 349 amino acids. Lineage: Eukaryota; Metazoa; Arthropoda; Insecta; Hymenoptera; Formicidae. The transcript is spliced from 3 exons. The record is from RefSeq and is a predicted model, not a curated record.